AUGGCAAAAACUAAAGUGACGGGUGCCACUAGUAGGCUUAAGCAAGAUUACCUUAGACUCAAGAAUGAUCCUGUACCAUAUGUUACUGCAGAGCCUGUGCCUUCGAAUAUUUUGGAAUGGCAUUACGUUGUGAAAGGACCAGAGAAAAGUCCUUAUGAAGGAGGUUACUAUCAUGGUAAAAUUAUUUUCCCCAGGGAAUUUCCGUUUAAGCCGCCUUCUAUUUAUAUGAUUACACCAAAUGGAAGAUUUAAAACCAAUACAAGAUUAUGCCUUAGCAUUACUGAUUUUCACCCUGAUACUUGGAAUCCUGCAUGGUCCAUCUCAACCAUUUUAACUGGACUGCUUAGUUUUAUGUUGGAGAAAACCCCAACUUUGGGGUCCAUAGAGACUUCUGAUUACCAGAAACGCUGUUUGGCAGCUGAAUCCCUUGAAAUUAAUAUUAAAAAUAAAAUGUUCUGUGAGCUCUUUCCUGAAUAUGUAGAAGAAAUUGAGCAACAGUUAAAACAAAGACAGGAAGCGAUGUUACAUGCUGGUAAUUCUAACUCUGACAGUGAAAGUGAAGUGACUACAGAACAGCAAUCAAACAUGUAUUAUAUUUUAACAAAUUUGUUUGUGUUGGUUGGUUUUGUGUUCCUUGCAUACAUGGUGAAAUAUGUUUUAAUUUCUAUCUCUGAUUAG
Messenger RNA from Parnassius mnemosyne (clouded apollo), 678 nucleotides. The record is from the annotation of a GenBank genome assembly. Lineage: Eukaryota; Metazoa; Arthropoda; Insecta; Lepidoptera; Papilionidae.